AGUGUGUCGCACGGUAGUGACGUUUCGGGACGGCCGGACUUUCGUUUGCAGCCGCCUUGAAGGAAAACUGGGGAGGUCAGCGGCAACGGGGAAAUUUGUUCGGGAGCUUCGCGUGUCAGUAAAGACUCGUUGGUGAAUUAUAGUGGACAGUGGAUUUGAUACUGCUAAGUGGAAGAAAAGAAUUUGAAUAUAAUAUUUGUUUGCAAGAUAACAGCUAUGACAGAUCCAGACAUUCUCACAGAGGUCCCAGCUUCUCUGAAACGCCUUGCUAAGUAUGUAGUACGUGGUUUUUAUGGUACUGAACAUGCUUUGGCCCUGGACAUUCUAAUUCGGAACCCUUGUGUAAAGGAGGAAGACAUGUUGGAGCUUCUGAAGUUUGAUCGGAAGCAGCUGCGAGCAAUUCUCAACACUCUUAAAGGGGACAAAUUUAUCAAAUGUAGGAUGAGAGUGGAGACAGCUCCGGAUGGGAAGACCACCAGGCACAAUUUCUACUUCAUUAAUUAUCGUCUACUGGUCAAUGUGGUGAAGUACAAGUUGGAUCACAUGAGAAGGAGAAUUGAGACAGAUGAAAGAGACUCCACCAACCGAGCCUCUUUCAGGUGUCCUAUUUGUUCCAGUACCUUCACAGAUUUAGAGGCAAAUCAGUUGUUUGAACCUAAUACAGGAAUAUUUCGCUGCACAUUUUGUGAGACUGAAGUGGAAGAAGAUGAAUCUGCAAUGCCUAAAAAGGAUGCAAGGACUCUUGUAGCACGAUUUAAUGAACAAAUAGAACCUAUUUAUGCAUUGCUUCGUGAGACUGAGGAUGUUAAUUUAGCUUAUGAAUUACUUGAGCCUGAGCCUAUGGAGAUUCUUGCAUUGAAGCAGAGCAAAGACCGAGCUGUUGGUGCAUUGGGAAACAGUACUUUACCAAGUGGUCAGCACAGAGAAGCCUGGACAACAAAGGGUCCUUCUUAUGGGGACAUGUACACUCAGAAUGUCAUUAUUAACAUGGAGGAUCAAGAAGAUACACAUCAGCCAGCAAAUGAAGGGAAACUACCCAGAGAGAGACCAGUCUGGUUGCGGGAAAGCACAGUGCAAGGUGCUUAUGAUCCUAAUGAGGUCACUGAAGGUGGGCAAGACAUAAACAUGUUACAUGAAGAUGAAGAAGGACAGGCAGCACUAGAUAAUAAUGAAGAGGUGAUGCGUGCUCUGCUCAUCCAUGAAAAGAAAACCUCCUCUGUCUCUACGGCUGCGAUGGGAGGGAUUGCUCCUUUAUCUGCCACAAAUGCCAGUGAUUCUGAGAGUGAGACCAGUGAAUCGGAUGAGGACUCCCUUCCUUGUGCAGCCACUGCUCCCACAAUGCUUUAUGGGCUGACAGAUGACAAUGAUGAGGAUGAAUUUGAGGUAGUGACUGAAGACCCCAUUGUUAUGGUGGCAGGACACCCAUUUUCUUACAGCCAAGUAAAUCAGCGGCCGGAGCUUGUGUCACAGAUGACUGUGGAGGAGAAAGAGCAAUAUAUAGCUAUGGGCCAGCGUAUGUUUGAGGAUAUGUUUGAUUAACUUCUUCUACCCGAAUAGCAGUGAUAGAUGAUCUUCAACUGGAAAUUCUGAAAAGACAAAAGAAUUAGUACAAACAGAGGAGUCAAAGAUCAAAAAGUAGGGAGGGAGCUGCCACAAAUGCAAGAAGGUGUGAGAAACCUGCGGUCAAUCCAGAUGUCUCUCAUAUUUGGCCAUGUACACACACCUCUGUGUUUGGUCUACAAGUUUUCCAUUGCAUUAUAUUUGAUUUUUUUUGUUUAUUUUGCCUGGAAAAUAUGAAUGCUCUUUUAAUGGCUUAUUUUUCUUCCUUGAAAAGAGGAUUGUACUAUAGAAAACAUUAUCUUUAGUUUACUCUGAACAUAACUGCUUAUAUCAUAUAGUUGAAAGAACUUACUGCCUCGCAAGCAUAGUGAUUAUAUGGGCUCCUUAUUUCCAAUGGGUUGACAAGCUAAAUGCUUGCCUGCCAUAUAUCUUUGGCGAGGGUGGGGAGAAAGAGAACAAUCACGUUAAAUCGGUGAAUAUUGAGGACUAUAGUGUACAGUUUUUUUCUGUAGAAGGCGUGGUGAAGAGAGGAGUUAUUGUUAAAGGACAAACAAAAAACCCCAAUCCAGGCACUGCAAUUUUUUCAAAUUUAUCUGAUUUUUAAAAAAAUGAUAUCAGUGACUCUUCUUUGCUAACUUAGUAGAAUUUAAAAAUUUUCAUUUAAUAAUUUCAUCUGCAGUGCUGAAAUAUUCAAGGAGGUGACUUUAUUAAAAUAUAACUUGAAUCUAAUUUCCUUACCUUUUCCAGAAGUGAUGUUAUAUAUCCCAUUUUUGGAUAGUUAGUUUGUUUGAAUGAAGCCUCACUUAGUUUCCAGAAAGACUAGUCCAAAAAUGUGGACUGUAUGUCUUUACACGUUACAUAAUCCAUGAGGAAAAGGCAAAAACAAAAAAAAAGUUGCCUCUUAACAAGAAUGAGGAAAGCUGAAUGUUGCCUUUGAUAAAAGCUGGACUCUGUCCAAUAAAAUAUGUGUGUCAUGACUAGGAACUACCAUCCAAGUAAAUGGUGGGGAAAGCAACAUAUUAUUUUAAUAGAAAUCUAAACAGGUUUAGUACUUAAAAAAAUAUAUGCAGACUUUAGAUGCUACUACAGAGCAUGACAGAGUCUAUUUUAAUAAUAACUUCAUAGAUUCAAUUUUGUGAUAUUUAAGUUUCUAAAACACUUU
This is a messenger RNA of Notechis scutatus (mainland tiger snake), 2722 nucleotides long. RefSeq names its product general transcription factor IIE subunit 1 (gene GTF2E1). Gene Ontology annotation, cellular component: transcription factor TFIIE complex. Gene Ontology annotation, biological process: transcription initiation at RNA polymerase II promoter. The record is from RefSeq and is a predicted model, not a curated record. NCBI's taxonomy places the organism in Eukaryota, Metazoa, Chordata, Lepidosauria, Squamata, Elapidae.